UUUUAUUAAUAUUUUUAAUUUCAAUUUUUAAAAUUACUAACAACUUAAUUUUAGCGUCGGAACAUGAGACACCGGACAUCUAAUGUUCAAAAGAUAUAGACAUUUUAGAUCCUACAAUCGAAAACAAUCAAAGGAAAUAAAGUUUCAAGAAAAUGACGUCGUGGAAACCAAGAGGUACAUCUUCUUAUCACAAGCUUCCUAAUGAUGAAAAUAUUUUACACGAUGAAAAUGACAGAAUGGUUUCAAAUCUAUCCACAAAGAUAUCUACGUUAAAAAAUAUAGCAAUUGAAAUUGACAAAGAAGCAAAAUAUCAAAAUGAGUUUGUUGGAGGAAUGGCUGAAGAUUUUGAUAGUGCUGGUGGUUUUCUUGGUAGCACCAUGAAACGCUUAAACACAUUAGUUUCAUCAUCUUCAUCAAACCGAAAAUUAAUGUGUUAUCUUAUCAUCAUUUUAGUUGGCACUUUUUUUGUUCUGUAUUUCAUUACUGGGAUACUAAGGAAGUAAUGGUACGAAAAGCUUCUACAGAGAUUCCUUAAACAACUAUUGGUUGUUAAAACCUUCAACAAACAAAGCAAUAAGAUUAGCGUGUCAAACUUGCAAGAUAUGAUUGGUUGAUAUUCGAUUGAUAUAAAAAUUGAAAUCAAGUUAUGAAAAUAACAAACAUCUUAAAGAAAUAAAACGAUUUGAAAAAUGAGAAAUAUACAAAUCAAAGUUUUUUGUUUUUUUUUAUUAUCUUAUAUUUUUAUUUAACGGCAUGGUUCUGAUUCAAAUAUUAUAUAACCUGUUAGUCAGGUUUUAACGCAAUUAUUUUAUUUAUUUUAAUAAUAUUUUUUUAUCAUCAAGGUAUAGAGUUAUUUAUUUGAAUUGUAAAUCAGAUAUUAGUUUAAGUUGUUAGUAUACAAAUGUUUAAUAAUAUUAUAUUGAACCCAUUUUUGU
Messenger RNA from Hydra vulgaris (swiftwater hydra), 935 nucleotides. Its product is annotated as BET1-like protein. The record is from RefSeq and is a predicted model, not a curated record. Lineage: Eukaryota; Metazoa; Cnidaria; Hydrozoa; Anthoathecata; Hydridae. Gene Ontology annotation, molecular function: SNAP receptor activity. Gene Ontology annotation, cellular component: SNARE complex. Gene Ontology annotation, biological process: regulation of retrograde vesicle-mediated transport, Golgi to ER; retrograde transport, endosome to Golgi.